Messenger RNA from Mesorhabditis belari, 507 nucleotides. Lineage: Eukaryota; Metazoa; Nematoda; Chromadorea; Rhabditida; Rhabditidae. The record is from the annotation of a GenBank genome assembly.
AUGAUGUGGUUGGUGACGAAUACUGGAAAGCCAAUGCACGGCGUCUCAAUUCAAAUUACAUGGAUCGUUUUAUCGGUAAUCGCUGGGAUGUUCAUCGGCUAUGUUGCGGUGAGAGCGAUUUGCUAUUUCCUUGUGAGGGCGAACUUGGUGCCGUGCAAGAAACGAUUAAGCGAUAUAAGAUUCUUUCAAAACGACGCGGAACGAGCGAGAGCAAAGAUAAUCGCAGCCGGUUUGGAGCACAAAUUCAAAGAAGGGAUCCCUUCUUUCACGAUGGUCGGCCCACAAUUUGUCGCAGCUGUAAUGAAUGAUGAUCACACGUCGAUUGAAAUCGAGCCACCGCGUACCGAAGAGCGACACCCGAGAGCUCAUUGGCCGGUUUUUCGAUUAGCUGUCGAUGGAAGGAUCGGAACAAGCAGUCUUGUUGUCUCCGACGUGCCCAAUUAUACGAGAGCUUGUCGAUUACCGACAACACAAACGAGUGAACGUCCUGCAGAGGGUUGGUUUUAC